CUUUCUUUGUCAAUACAACAUUUUUGAGACGCCAUCAUGUCCGCGGACAAGAAAGUAGUGUUGAUUACCGGAUGCUCCUCUGGGAUUGGACUCAGCCUGGCUGUGCGUUUGGCCUCAGACUCCAGCAAAAUAUUCAAAGUUUAUGCCACAAUGAGGAACCUGGCCAAGAAAGAACGUCUCUUAGAGAGUGUAAAAGGCCUACACCGCGAUACUUUGGAAAUCCUUCAAAUGGACGUGACUGAUAGGCAAUCCAUCAUGAACGCGCGAGAAAAAGUGGUGGAGAAACGGGUGGACAUUCUAGUCUGUAACGCCGGUGUUGGUUUAAUGGGACCUCUGGAGAUUCAGUCCUUAGACUCAAUGAAGCAUAUUCUGGAGGUCAACCUUCUCGGCACCAUUCAGACCAUUCAGGUCUUCUUGUCAGACAUGAAAGCUCAAGGUCAGGGCCGGAUUCUGGUUACUGGCAGCACAGGAGGACUUCAUGGUCUUCCAUUUAAUGAAGUGUACUGUGCCAGUAAGUUUGCAAUUGAGGGAGCAUGCGAGAGUCUGGCUGUUCUUUUGCAACACUUUAAUAUCCAAGUCAGUCUCAUUGAGUGUGGUCCAGUCAAUAGUGACUUUCUCGUUAACCUGCAGAAGGCGGAGCUCGGGGAUGAAUCUCUUCAACAGGUUGAUGGCCAAACGCUCAGUCUGUAUGAAAAAUACCUGCAACACUGCAGCAUGGUUUUCCAAAACGCUGCACAAGACACCGAAGACAUUGUAAAGGUAUUUCUAGAAGCCAUCCAUUCAACCAAACCUGCAUUCAGAUACUUCACCAACAGCGUCAUGCCGCCUCUCACCAACCUGAAAGUCUCAGAACCGGAUGGAAUGAAUUACAUAACAGCUUUGAGCCAGAUCAUUUUUUCAGAUGAUCAAUAA
Cyprinodon variegatus (sheepshead minnow) is the source of this 912-nucleotide messenger RNA. RefSeq names its product hydroxysteroid (17-beta) dehydrogenase 1 (gene hsd17b1). Lineage: Eukaryota; Metazoa; Chordata; Actinopteri; Cyprinodontiformes; Cyprinodontidae. Gene Ontology annotation, biological process: estrogen biosynthetic process. The record is from RefSeq and is a predicted model, not a curated record. The transcript has 6 exons. Gene Ontology annotation, cellular component: cytoplasm. Bases 37 to 912 code for a protein of 291 amino acids. Gene Ontology annotation, molecular function: estradiol 17-beta-dehydrogenase [NAD(P)+] activity.